Messenger RNA from Chiloscyllium plagiosum (whitespotted bambooshark), 1543 nucleotides. RefSeq names its product acyl-CoA thioesterase 8 (gene acot8). Gene Ontology annotation, cellular component: peroxisomal matrix. Gene Ontology annotation, biological process: acyl-CoA metabolic process; fatty acid catabolic process. Lineage: Eukaryota; Metazoa; Chordata; Chondrichthyes; Orectolobiformes; Hemiscylliidae. The record is from RefSeq and is a predicted model, not a curated record. Gene Ontology annotation, molecular function: fatty acyl-CoA hydrolase activity.
AUGGCGGCCAAGGCUCCAGGGGGAGUGGAGAGCGGGGACCGGGGCGACGGAGGGGCUUCGAGUGCUGUUGUAGUGCCCGCCGGUGGCGGGGGUUCGCCUCCUGUCAGUGCGGAUUUACAAAGUGUGUUGGUCACGAGUGUCCUGAACUUGGAGAGGCUGGAGGUGGACCUGUACAGAGGAACACACCACUGGAUCCCGAGGAGUCGCAUGUUAUUUGGUGGGCAGAUUGUUGGCCAAGCACUGGUAGCUGCUGCAAUGUCUGUACCUGAGAGUGUUUUUGCUCAUUCGUUGCACUGUUACUUUGUUCGUGCAGGUGAUCCCGAUGUGCCAGUUGUGUACAGAGUGGAUCGUACUCGAGACGGUAAAAGCUUUUCUGUCCGUUCAGUGAAAGCCAUCCAGCAUGGGCACCCAAUUCUAAUUUGCCAGGCUUCUUUCCAGAAGAAAAUGGAGAGCCCAAUUCAGCACCAGUUUACCAUGCCGGUGGUUCCUGCCCCUGAAAACGUAUUAACCCAAGAGGAACUCAUUGAAAAAUACUUGAGAGAUCCAGAUUUAACAGAGAAUUAUAAAAUGGGUCUGACGAAAAUGUUAGCUGAAGAGGUUCCAAUUGAAAUCAAACCCAUAAAUCCACCAGAUUACUAUAGACGUGUACCCACAGAGCCUGUACAAAGGUUUUGGGUACGAGCACGUGGCUACAUAGGUGAUGGGAACAUGAAGUUGCAUUGUUGUGUUGCUGCAUACAUUUCUGACUAUUCCUUCUUGGCAACUGCAUUACUGCCUCACAUGAACUACAGGGUAAAGUUCAUGGCAUCCCUGGACCAUUCCAUGUGGUUUCAUGCCCCAUUCCGGUCUGAUGAGUGGAUGUUAUACGAAUGUGAGAGUCCUUGGUCUGGUGACUGCAGAGGUCUGGUACAAGGUCGCCUAUGGAAGCAGAAUGGAGUCUUAGCAGUUUCUUGUGCUCAAGAGGGAGUAUUUUAUGUGAAGCCAGCAACUAGCAAAAGCAAGUUGUGACUGAGAUGGCUAAUUGCCAAUUAACCCACCUCAGCAUUUUUAGCAUGUAUUUACUAAUGUAUUGUCUCAUUUGUCAAGGGAUGAUAGCUGUAAUAUUGUAAAUCUGUUUAUUUUCUGUGAAGCUUUUCCAGUAAUUCUCCUCAUAUUCGUACAAGAAAAAAAAUCCUAUGUAUAAUAGUUUUAUACAAUAGAUACAGCAGACUGGAGAGACUCAGCAGGCCUGUUGUUCUUUGGAGUUCCAAACAAAAAUUGUACAGGGUUCAAUGGUAAAUCUUUGUCUGUCUGUCUGUCUCUCUCCACACCUAUGCCUUCGAUACUGGUAAACCCGUUGAGUCUUUAGCUUAUUCUCUUUUUUAUAUAUAUAGAUGUUCAGUAGCUUUUGUUUUUACCUACCUCUUUUACAGUGCUUUUGGUCAUCUGCCCAGGCACCUCAAAUGUAACUUGGUAUCAUCUUUUGUUUUAUGUUCUCUGUGAAAUACUUUGGGAUGUUUUAUUACAUUAAAGGCCAAAUAAACGGAAACUGUUAUCACCAGGA